ACUGGCGGCGCUCGAGGGCGGCAUCGGGCUCGGAUAUCGCGCGUCCGUCGUUUCGAAUGUCUCCGCGUGCUUUGCAUUCCUGUGUAUAUUCAUCACAUCGGUUCAAAAAUCCGGAAGGAUAACUCAAAAUGGUUGAAGCCGAUGAUGUGGAACUAGAGAAUAUGUUCCGCAAGUACUGCGCCCGAUUGAAACACUCCCUUUUCCUGUCGUGCGUGAGCGUCGCCACCCUGGCAUGCGUCGCCUCUUUGAUCACAGAAUGUGCACUGCACACAAAGGACAUCCAAAACCAGCUGCUAUCCAUCUGUUUCCUCUCCGUCGUGAGCACUGUACUUAUAGUCAUUCUAGUAGCGUCUCAGAUUCCGCAGCUAAGGAAUCAAAAGGCAUGGACGCUGUCUGUAUCUACGCUGAUUAUGGGUUUGAUGUUUGCAACUGCGUUGUUCCUGGCGGAUCGACAUGGAUACAUGCCAUUGUUUGCACUUUUUCUGGCACUACACACAAUGUUACCGAUUUCACAUUUGCUGGCUGUCGUUAUGUCGACGAUUAUUACGAUUAUUCAUUUAUCAUUGUCAGUUACCACAAGAUAUAAUGUUAAUGAACCGUAUGCCAAAGAGCUUCUCUCUGAAAUAUUAGUAUUGAUCACCGCCAGUUGCACUGGCAUGUAUUAUCGUUUCAUGACAGAAAGCGCGCAUCGACGAAUGUUUGAAACGACAUUGAAAAGUGUCGAGUCUCGACUUCAACGUGAAUGCGAAACUGAACAACAGGAGAGUUUAGUUUUGAGUGUGCUACCGGCAAAUAUUACUGAAGAAGUCAAGCGGAAAAUGUUCGACGACCACGGGCAUCAGUGCUUCCACGAAAUGCACGUGCAGCGCCACAACAACGUGUCGAUUCUGUAUGCGGAUAUCGUCAAUUUUACUCCAUUAUCGGAGCAACUUAGCGCAUCCGAACUGGUCGAAACACUGAACGAGCUCUUCAGCCGCUUCGAUAAACUAGCGCAAGAUAAUCAAUGCAUGAGGAUUAAAAUUCUUGGAGAUUGCUAUUAUUGUGUGUCCGGAUUGCCAAUUUCACGGCCUAAUCAUGCCUACAACUGCGUCAACAUGGGUCUUCAAAUGAUUGACGCCAUCAGAUUCGUGCGCGACGUAACAGGAAUCAAGGUUGACAUGCGAAUAGGCAUUCACAGUGGAAACGUGUUGUGCGGCUUGCUGGGACUACGGAAAUGGCAGUACGAUGUGUGGAGUGACGAUGUUACACUUGCCAAUCACAUGGAGUCUGGCGGCAUCGCCGGGCGAGUUCACAUCACGAAAGCCACACUAUUAGAGCUGGAUAAUCGAUUUGAAUGCGAACCGGGUGACGGAAUGAAGAGAGACACUUAUCUUGCUGAUCAUAAAAUUGAAACAUAUCUUAUUAUACCACCAAAAAAAUUAGAUGCUGAAUCAAAUGCGGGUAGCAGAACACAAUUGUGCGCUGAUUCCGAUCGAAGUCGGAGUCGGAGUCACUCCUUCUGCAGUGAUAUGCAACAGGAUAUAACACCCACGCGUCCAACGCGUCCUUUGAUGAAACACGUUGAGUGUUGGGGCGCGGAGAAACCUUUUGCUAACUUUGUCGGACCACAGACAAGUAAAUUUCAAAGUCUAGUUGAGUCUACAUUAUUUCCUGAUAAAGUAACACGUUUUGAACUACGUGGUGAUUUAAAUCCAAUCCUUUUGUGGUUUAAUGAUAGUCAGCAUGAAAAGCAGUAUGAAUCUCAAGCGGACACCGAGUUUCAUUAUUACAUGUUUUACGCGUGGAUGAUCUUUGUGGUGAUGGGAUGCACGCAAAUUACUAUUCUGCCAGCGAGUGUGUUAUUGUAUGGAACAUUAAUACCAACAUUCUCUGUGCUCCUAAUGUUUGUCUACCUGACAUGGACGAAAAGUUGCUGCUUCAUGCGGAAACUAGAAAGCGAAGUUGCGAUGCCCUGCGUGGAACUGACGCCGGCUGAAAUAGUAUCAAACUCUCGCGGAAUUCGUCUGACGAUUUUCAUGCUGUCGGUGAUGUUGAUAUCGACCACUGCAGUUAUAACACUGGCGGAUUACACUCCUGCCUCGCUGGAAUCGCUGCACUCGUACCAAGCGAGAUUCUUUCGCAAUCUGAAUAUCAGUCGGAGCAAUUUUACAAAGCCGUUGAUGAUUGGCAAUCGAGAUCGGUGGAACUCCCGCAUUAAUAAUACGGGCGUUAAUGGAUAUGGAAAUUCAGACGCCGUCAGCGGAGAUACGAUAAUCGAAUACUUACCGACCUACUUACAAAGUUCGAUGUUAUCAGUGUCAGCCAUUGCUGUGUUUCUGCGUCGAUCAUUUUUAUUAAAGUUAAUAUUAAUGGUAAUUACCAUUUCUGUGCACAUUAUUGUUUACAGUUACUUUAAUAUGUUUCAAGAUGAAGAAACUGAAAAUGACAAAUUUGUUGGAAUGCCGUUUGUGCUCAAAUGCAGCGUGGGAUUAAGCGUUGUGGUAAUUUUAUACCACAUUCUGGAUCGGCAAUUAGAGUACACAUCCCGCACAGACUAUCUCACAAAGUCAAAACUUAACGAGGAGCAGAAUGCGAUUGAACAAGCCAGAAGUAAAAAUAAGAUUAUUCUUGAAAAGAUACUUCCCGCUCACGUGGCUGAACAUUAUCUGACAACACGGACAACACAAGAAUUAUACCAUGAGCGCUACUAUUGCAUUGCUGUAAUGUUCGCAUCGAUCCCAAACUAUCAAGAUUUCUAUGGUGAGAGUGACAUAAAUAAGCAGGGUUUGGAAUGUCUCCGGCUGCUGAAUGAAAUAAUAUGUGAAUUCGAUAAAAUUCUGGACAAGCCCAAAUUUAGUUGUAUUGACAGAAUUAAGACGAUUGGAAGCACUUAUAUGUUAGCAUCGGGUCUACAACCCGGAAAAGAGGAUUGCGAAGAAAAUAUGAAGAAAACUGAACAUUUGGUUGUGUCGUUAGUGGAAUUUGCAAUUGCGCUUAUGACAAGACUCGAACAAAUCAACAAAGAUUCAUUCCAACGCUUCAAAUUACGCUUUGGAAUCAAUCAUGGACCCGUUAUUGCUGGUGUUGUGGGCGCACAAAAACCACAAUAUGAUAUCUGGGGGAACACUGUAAAUGUCGCAUCACGAAUGGAUUCCUGCGGCGUGAUGGGACGAAUUCAAGUCACGGAUAAAACGGCGGAAGUACUUACACAAGCUGGAUACUCCCUGGAAUGCCGAGGCGCAAUAGAAGUUAAAGGAAAAGGAACGUUAACAACUUAUUUAGUUAAUACCCCUUUUGAUGAUCCUAAGGGCAAAGAUAAAGAGAGUAAUUCUAGUCAUUGAAUUCCACGGAGAUUAUUUUUUCAAUGUUGACGUAAAUGAACCAAUUUAUUUAUUUGUGUUAGUUUUAAUCAAAUUUUAAAUAAACUUGAGAAAAUCUUAAAGGAUGAGAUCCUGAGUAAUCAAUACAUAUUCCUAUGUGAUUGUGAGUAUACCAUGAUUAAAGUACAACUUGUAAAAUAGAUCAGGAGCAAAAUGCGUGCGAAUGGCACGGCUCUCCAGAAUAGGAAAUUAUUAUAAUCAUGAUAUGUAAUAUUUAUUAAUAAAUAGUAUUAAGAUCAA
This is a messenger RNA of Dalotia coriaria, 3599 nucleotides long. RefSeq names its product adenylate cyclase type 2 Ac76E (gene Adcy2). Gene Ontology annotation, cellular component: plasma membrane. Gene Ontology annotation, biological process: intracellular signal transduction; cAMP biosynthetic process; adenylate cyclase-activating G protein-coupled receptor signaling pathway. The coding region runs from base 129 to 3320 and encodes 1063 amino acids. NCBI's taxonomy places the organism in Eukaryota, Metazoa, Arthropoda, Insecta, Coleoptera, Staphylinidae. Gene Ontology annotation, molecular function: adenylate cyclase activity. The transcript is spliced from 19 exons. The record is from RefSeq and is a predicted model, not a curated record.